UAAUGUCUCUGUGUUGAAUCGGAUAAUUUCGAACAAAUCCAUUUAUUCAAGGGUGACCAAUUUCCCCACCCAUCUACCUCACCAGCGUUGGGUCUUUCUCAUGUUUGAAUCUCCGGACAAUAGUUGGACUAAUAUUUCCGAGUGGAACAAUAUUUUCGAUUGGACGAUGUCAUAUAGGCGAGAUUCGGAUGUGUUUAUUCCGUACGGAGAACUUAUGCCAAUAUCUGGACAAUCUGAAAGGAUUGUUCUCUCAGCAAACAUUAGUUCACGGAAAUUGGUCGCUUGGGCAGUUUCGAAUUGUGACAUGGUGUCCAGCGAGAGGAAAGCUCUAGUUGACGAACUGUCAAAAUUUAUUCCCAUUGAUGUGUAUGGUACGUGCGGUGUGCAUCAUUGUCCUGGGAAUUCAAGGGUACAAUGCAAUGAUCCUCAAAGAUGCUAUGAAUAUUUGGGACAUCGCUACAAAUUUUAUCUAUCUUUUGAAAAUUCAAUUUGCCAAGAUUACAUCACAGAAAAGUUUUUUCUUGCGUUGUCAAAUGGGAUGGUGCCCGUGGUUCAUGGGCCCAGCAAAAAUACGUAUCAAAAUCUCGCCCCCCGCAAUUCCUUCAUCCAUAUUGCUGACUUCUCCAGCUUAAAGGACUUGGCCGACUAUUUACUACACUUGAACCAAAAUGAUGAGGCGUACAUGAAGUAUUUCAGUUGGAGAGAGGAUUUUGUAGUUGAUAAAACUUAUUAUUUUCAUAGAGCUUGGUGCUCCUUGUGCAUAAAACUGUAUGAAGAAAUUACACCAAUAAUAACGCCUACAGAAAUUAUUAAGCAAAAACAAAAUCAUAUAUAUGCUAGUAUUCACAACUGGUGGUUUUAUACAAAUGGGUCAUCAACGAAGAAGAAACUUUGUAGACGAGUUACAGUGAAAAAUGGAACAUUUAAGUAUUAUGAAUAAUUAAUUAGUAUGAGCACUAAGAAAUUUGUUA
This is a messenger RNA of Folsomia candida, 971 nucleotides long. Its product is annotated as glycoprotein 3-alpha-L-fucosyltransferase A. The record is from RefSeq and is a predicted model, not a curated record. Gene Ontology annotation, molecular function: alpha-(1->3)-fucosyltransferase activity. Gene Ontology annotation, cellular component: membrane. The transcript has 2 exons. Bases 101 to 940 code for a protein of 279 amino acids. Lineage: Eukaryota; Metazoa; Arthropoda; Collembola; Entomobryomorpha; Isotomidae.